AUACCAGAGACAAAAAAACAACCAGGCACAGAGCUGCGACUCAGAGGAACAACACAACAAAGCCCCACAGACCUCUCAUCAGACACUUCACCGGAGAAAAAUCACUUCUCUGGACACGUAGAGAGAUGUAGGACAAUUUAUCAUCAUAUUUUUCUGCCAGCAUAAAAGAGGGGGGGCUGCGGAGAAGGGGGUGGUGCAUCUGAGCCAGAGAUCUUGUUACAGAGAUCCAGACUUUUUCAUGGCAAGUUUUUUGCAAGUGGGGGGAGGGCGAAUCUGCAACUUUCUCGGCCUGGUGUCUUUUUCAUACCGAGCCUAAAACGCUUCAUAUGAAUACUUUAUAUGGCCCUGAGUUGAUUAUCCAUUCUGUCCAUACUUGAGGGCAGUUUUGGAGCUGUUCGGAGUUUGGAUAAUGAAGGAAUUCAGGAGGAUCCAGCGAGGAUCAUCGGACGAGAAGUGCAGAAUAAAAAAGUUUGGGAGGACUGCGAGAAAACUUUGAAGCGCCCCGCAGCUUUUUUCCUCACCAUGUCGCGUUUGGAAACUUAUUCGAAAUCUAUUGAAGAAAACGUCCUCUCUGGAUCUCUUGCAGGGAAAAGGUCAUUGAAGCACUAGAAUACGAAAUAAGUCAGAUUAUUUUUUGCACGGUUGAUUUCUCUCUCCCAAGAUGUCUUCCCACGGUUGGAGCCCUAUUGUUAGAUUUUACGGGAUGCUCUGCGUCUGGGCUGCCUGGCUUUCAGGCACCGGGGCUGUGUUGUCUCCAAACGGGACGAUAUUUGAGGACAAAUGCAAGAAAACGACAACUUGCGAGGCGCUUAAAUACAACACAUGCCUGGGAUCGCCUUUACCAUAUACACAUACUUCUCUGAUUCUGGCGGAGGACUCCAGCACCCAAGAAGAGGCUUUUGAAAAAUUGACCAUGUGGUCUGGUUUGAGGAACGCUCCUCGAUGUUGGUCGGUCAUCCAACCGCUGCUCUGUGCUGUCUACAUGCCCAAAUGCGAGAACGGUCGUGUUGAGCUGCCCAGUCAGAGCCUGUGUCUGGCUACGCGUCGGCCGUGCAGCAUCGUGGACCAGGAGAGAGGCUGGCCCAACUUCCUCAAAUGUGACAAAUUCCCUGUGGGAUGUUCGAAUGAGGUGCAAAAGCUGAAGUUUAACACAUCAGGUCAGUGCGAGGCUCCCCUGGUGAAGACGGACAUUCAGUCCAGUUGGUACAAGGAUGUAGAGGGCUGUGGCAUCCAGUGUGACAACCCUCUGUUCACUGAGGCCGAGCACAACGACAUGCACAUCUACAUCGCUUACUUUGGCACCAUCACCCUCCUCUGCACCUUCUUCACCCUGGCCACAUUUCUCGCCGACUGGAAAAACUCCAACCGCUACCCAGCCGUCAUCCUCUUCUACAUCAACGCCUGUUUCUUUGUGGGCAGUAUUGGCUGGCUGGCCCAGUUCCUGGAUGGAGCACGCAAGGAGAUUGUGUGCAAAAGUGAUAACACCAUGAGACUUGGGGAACCUUCGUCUUCAGAGACACUGUCAUGCGUCACCAUCUUCAUCAUCGUCUACUACUCCCUGAUGUCAGGUGUGAUCUGGUUUGUCAUGCUGACCUAUGCCUGGCACACGUCCUUCAAAGCCCUGGGCACCACCCACCAGCCGCUGUCUGGCAGAACCUCCUACUUCCACAUGGUCACCUGGUCCAUCCCCUUCGUCCUCACUGUGGCCAUCCUGGCUAUCGCUGAGGUGGAUGGAGACUCGGUGAGUGGGAUCUGUUUCGUCGGCUACAAAAACUACAGAUACCGCGCUGGGUUCGUGCUGGCACCCAUUGGUGUUGUGCUUGUUGUUGGUGGCUACUUCCUCAUUCGGGGUGUCAUGACCUUGUUUUCCAUCAAGAGUAACCACCCAGGACUACUGAGUGAGAAAGCAGCGAGCAAAAUCAACGAGACGAUGCUGAGACUUGGCAUAUUUGGGUUCCUCGCUUUUGGCUUUGUUUUCAUCACCUUCGGCUGCCACUUUUACGACUUCUUCAACCAGGCUGAGUGGGAGAGGAGCUUCAGAGAAUAUGUGCUGUGUGAAGCGAACGUGACGAUCGCCUCUCAGACCAACAAGCCGAUCCCGGAAUGCACCAUUAAGAACCGGCCCAGCCUCAUGGUGGAGAAAAUCAACCUGUUCUCAAUGUUUGGGACGGGAAUCGCUAUGAGCACCUGGGUGUGGACUAAGGCCACCAUCCUCAUCUGGAAACGCACCUGGUGCAAGAUUAUUGGCCGAAGCGACAAUGAACCCAAGAGGAUCAAGAAGAGCAAGAUGAUUGCCAAGGCGUUUGCAAUGAGGAAAGAGCUCCACAAGGACCCAGAGAAGGAACUGUCGUUCAGCAUGCACACUGUGUCCCAUGACGGGCCAGUGGCUGGAAUCAAUUUUGACCUAAAUGAGCCAUCCAACGACAUGUCAUCAGCUUGGGCGCAGCAUGUGACUAAGAUGGUGGCCAGGCGAGGUGCCAUCCUGCCUCAGGACAUUUCUGUUACACCUACGGGUACACCAGUGCCACCUCCAGAGGAGAGGAACAGACUGUGGAUGGUGGAGGCAGAGAUUUCACCAGAGAUGAUAAAGAGGAAAAAGAAGAAGAAGAAGAGAAAGAAGGAAGUGCGUCCGGUGAAGGAGGUGGUGGACCACCAGACUUAUCAUCAGCGAGAGUUUGGCCGCAGCUCAGUGCCUCGCCUGCCCAAACUGCCCUGCCACCCGAGCCUGGUCGCCAAUCUGCGGGAACAGCAGAGGCAGCAGCAGAAGCUGGAGGAGGAAGUCCUGCCGGGGUCUUACCCAGACUUCCAAACCUCACACCCUCUGUCCUGUGAGGAGAGAUGUUCCUAUCCACCAUACCAGAGCAGUCAGAACAGCUACGGCCGCAGCCUGCUCUCUAAUCCCCUGACCUUCAAUGAUCGUCCACAGGAUCUGGGUCUCGGCCCGCGCUGCAACCCCUCAGUCUCCACCUGGCAGCCUAAUGGAUCUUCUCACUUCCCCGGGGAGGUGGAUCUCACUGACGGGCUGUCAGAGAGGUUGGCUCAUGUGGCUCGGGUACCAGCAGGCCGGAGGGUCGGUUAUGGGCCCAUCCACUCCCGGACCAAUUUAAUGGAGGCGGAGCUUAUGGAUGCUGACUCUGACUUCUAAGAGCAAAGCUCCAAUAUAUUCUGGCUGUUUCUUUGUGGUACACAGACUGUAAGCUAUAAAAAGUGCUGGAUACUUUCAGAAUUCUUACUAAGGUGCACCUAAAUUCCAAUGCGCAGAGAUCAAAACGGAACUAAGCUGGUCAUUUUUUAUUUUCUUUUGAUUUUGUUUUGUUUUUUAGAAAAGGCAAAAGGAUAAAGUGAAAAAAUAUGUUGUGAAUAAGUUAAUGAAAAAAUAUUUUUUGUACUUUUAUUUGUAUCCAAUAAAAUUUCAAAGGCAACUCCAUUAUGAUAGGACAAAUGAGGCAGCUAAACUGUACAUGGCUUGAAACAGUAUAGAUAUCCUUAGUAUGAAACCCUAUCAGCUCAGCCCUGCUUGAGACAACAUUUAACUCGAAACACAGCAGAGAAAUCUAGUUGUCAGUCAAAAAUAAAUAUAAUAAAUAAUAAUCAAAUGACCCAAGCAAGUAAUUUUUGGGAUGACUUGAAAGGGCACUACAUUUAAAGUUUUUAAUGUGUAAUUGAUUGAUCUCUCAUGUCAUAAUUAUUUGAACUGUCCCAGUGCAGUAAACCUGAACUCAUACAGUAAACUAUACAGGUUUAAAAUAACUACAGGUUGCUUACAAAUACUGUUGAACCCAUGUCUUCUCUUGUAUUAUAUUUCAGUGUUUUUAAGGCUCUGUAUCUCUCUACCCACCAAAAUUUAGCCAAUAAUUACUUGUGUUCAUGUACAGUUAACCUGAGGUACUAACCUUUAUCUUUCUUCUCCUAUUAGUACUAAUAUCACUGCUAAGUGACAGGACCUAGAGAGGUUUCUUCAAGAGUUUGUGAUACACACUGAAACUUAAACUGAAGCCAGGAAGUGAUAAAAGAACUGGUUUAAGUUUGACCGUCAUUUUGCCCACAGCAUCAAGUGAACACAUCAGUUUCACAGCUUCACUUCAUUGUGGUUAUCUACUUUUCAGUUUUCAUCAGAAUAACCCAAAUGAUUAUCUUGUCCUUACUGUCCUUCAUUUUUGACAUAAGAAACUGUGCUAAAAUACAUAGUAAUUAUCUUUAUACAUUCUGUUGCCUGGUGCAAUAAUCCAACACUUAUUGCAGUUCUUUGUACAAUUAUUUUUUAAAGGGUUAUUUUUUUACAGCAGUAUUUCUACUUUUGUUAAUCUGUUGUAUAUAUUCAUUCUAUACUGGGUUUCAUAUGCUUUUACUCUUCUCUUCAGUCCAGAUUUAAACUCUUUUGUAUGAUGUCUUUUACACUGCAGUGGGCAUAGAGAUCAUUUUUUACAGUCUUUUUCCUAAUAUAAACAAAAUGCUCCAAUUUUUCCUUCACUCUUUUUUAUAAACGUGUGUACUGUACAUAGGCUGUUCAUAGAUUUCUCAAUAAGGGUAUUAUUUGUACAGAUUUGUAUAUCAAAUCAUUUGAUACUCUGCUGACAUGAUAUAUAUAAAAGGGAAGAGUCAAUUAUGCUAUAAAAAGCUGUCACUGUACUUGUGCUGUAACUAAAAUGUCACCUAGUUUUGUCGUUUUACACUCACACUGUGGAUAAAUGAUGCUGAAGUAGACUGCUAGAUCGCUUCUUAGCCUACUGAAAAUUAGCUUUGUCUAAUAUGUCUAGUUAUUCAUGUGAGACCUGUAUGAGACAGGAGUAUAUUUAUGUUAGUAGUAGUUACCACACUGCUAUGAGUUCAACAAUUUAGUGAGUUUGGCAACAAAAAUAAAGCAUAGCUAAUAUCCACACAAAAGAUUUAAGUUCAAAGAUAUUGAGAAAUUAAAUGAAGAAUACUUAGGGAAUGAAGUAUUACUUUUUAUGCUUUGAAAAGUAAUAAUUUCAUUUUCAAAGGUUUGCCAAUAGGCCUCUGUGUUGCUUUCUGUGUUAAGUCUCCCAGCUGUGUAAAAAACAUUUACUGUCAAUUUUACUGUGCAGGUGUUCUUUUUUGUUUUUCUAUGUAAAUAAAAGUAAUCCUUCAUUUUGUAGCUGCA
This is a messenger RNA of Lates calcarifer (barramundi perch), 5122 nucleotides long. RefSeq names its product smoothened, frizzled class receptor (gene smo). Gene Ontology annotation, cellular component: cilium; dendrite; plasma membrane. The transcript has 12 exons. Lineage: Eukaryota; Metazoa; Chordata; Actinopteri; Centropomidae. Gene Ontology annotation, molecular function: transmembrane signaling receptor activity; patched binding. The coding region runs from base 662 to 3145 and encodes 827 amino acids. Gene Ontology annotation, biological process: commissural neuron axon guidance; smoothened signaling pathway; positive regulation of smoothened signaling pathway. The record is from RefSeq and is a predicted model, not a curated record.